CGCCAGGCCAGGCAGAGGGAGGCCAGGCGUUACCUCUGCCUCUAGGAGUCCGGGCUCCCAGACCAGCUCGCCCCGAGGCUGCUCCGCUUCGUCGCCUGCUCUCUCCCUCGAUCUGGGCCAGCCCGGGACUUAGGAGUUCCUGUCGCCCGCAGCAGGAGCCGCUGAAGCGGCGGCGGCGGAGCGACAGCAUCCUCCGGAGAGACUCCGGGCUGCGCAGCCUUCUGCCUCCUCGCUGGGGCGAGCGCCGCGGCGAACCGCCUCAACCCGGGCUGCCCGCGAAGAGAGCCAGCACCCGCGCCCCGGGGACCUCCACCUGCCGCGGCCCCCGGGAGGGCGGACAAAGGGCAGAGAAAGUGCGAGAAGCCGACGCCCAGGGCACCCAACCGCGCGUCCCCACUGGGCGAAGCUGUCCCCACCGCCCGCCGCAGUGCUCCCCGUACGCGGUCCCCAAGUUCAAGGGCGACAGCCUUCCGGGAGUGGCUAAUCCUCCUGCAGUGAACAUCUCAACUCCGUCCUCUCGGAUCAGCCCGCGGGACCCCAGGAGCCUCCUCCGUCUGCAGCCCGAGUGCCUUCCCCGGUCCCCAGAGACAGCCUGGGGCAUCCCGCCGCCCCACGCCGGCCGGCUGGGCCAUGCCGGGGCUGCGCCGGGACCGCCUGCUGACCCUGCUGCUCCUGGGCGCGCUCUUCUCCGCCGACCUCUACUUCCACCUCUGGCCCCGAGUUCAGCGCCAGCUGCGGCCCCGCGAGCGCCCGCCGGGCUGCCCGUGCUCUCGCCGCGCCUCCUCCCCGGCCCCGGCCCCCGCCGCAGCCUCCCGGGUCCCCGACGCCGUGGCGCACAACUUUUCCCGAGCCGGGCCCGAAGCUGAGCAUCCCAAAGGCGGCCGCAGGGGCCCGCGCUCCAAGCUGCAGGCCCUCUUCGCGCACUCGCUCUACCACGUCCUGGAGGAGCCGCCUCUCCUGGGGCCGGAAGACUCGCUCCUGGCCAGCCAGGAGGCGCUGCGGUAUUACCGGAGGAAGGUGGCCCGCUGGAACAGACGACAGAAGAUGUACAGAGAGCAAUUUAAUCUCACCUCCUUGGAUCCUCCGCUGCAGCUCCGACCAGAGGCCAGCUGGGUCCAGUUCCACUUGGGGAUCAACAGCCACGGACUGUACUCCCGGUCCAGUCCUGUUGUCAGCAAGCUUCUCCAUGACAUGAGACACUUCCCCACCGUCAGCGCUGAUUACAGUCAGGACGAGAAAGCCUUGUUGGGGGCCUGUGACUGCACCCAGCUUGUGAAACCCAGUGGGGUCCACCUGAAGCUGGUGCUGAGGUUCUCGGACUUCGGGAAGGCCAUGUUCAAACCCAUGAGACAGCAGCGAGACGAAGAGACUCCAGAAGACUUCUUCUACUUUAUUGACUUUCAGAGACAUAAUGCUGAGAUUGCAGCUUUCCACCUGGACAGGAUUCUGGACUUCCGACGGGUGCCGCCAACAGUAGGAAGGAUAAUGAAUGUCACCAAGGAAAUCCUAGAGGUCACCAAGAAUGAAAUCCUGCAGAGUGUUUUCUUUGUCUCUCCAGCUAACAACGUGUGCUUCUUCGCCAAGUGUCCAUACAUGUGCAAGACAGAGUACGCCGUCUGUGGCAAUCCGCACCUGCUGGAGGGUUCCCUCUCCGCCUUCCUGCCAUCCCUCAACCUGGCCCCCAGGAUAUCUGUGCCCAGCCCCUGGAUCCGCUCCUACUCACUAUCGGGAAAAGAGGAGUGGGAGCUCAAUCCCCUUUACUGUGACACGGUGAAGCAGAUCUACCCAUACAACAGCAGCAACCGGCUCCUCAACAUCAUCGACAUGGCCAUCUUCGACUUCUUGAUUGGAAAUAUGGACCGCCACCAUUAUGAGAUGUUCACCAAGUUCGGGGAUGAUGGGUUCCUUAUUCAUCUUGACAACGCCAGAGGGUUCGGACGACAUUCCCAUGACGAAAUCUCCAUCCUCGCCCCUCUCUCCCAGUGUUGCAUGAUAAAAAAGAAAACACUCUCGCACCUGCAGCUGCUGGCCCAGGCUGAGUACAGACUCAGUGACGUGAUGCGGGAGUCACUGCUAGAAGACCAGCUUAGUCCUGUCCUCACAGAACCCCACCUCCUUGCCCUGGACCGCAGACUCCAAGUCAUUCUCCACACAGUGGAGGACUGCGUAGAGGCCCAUGGGGAGCAGAAUGUCAUAGCUGACGACCCAGUACAACAGUGGGCUCCAGACUCUGGCCAGGCUAACCUGACAAGCUAAUGUCUGCAAGGGUGACACCUCAGCACACAUCUGGAGCCAGCGAUGAGUGCUGGUGUGCCGGCCACUGUUUCCUCACUCUGAGUGCUGGAGGACCAGUCACAAGCUCAGGGAGGUGGCAGUCACGCUUCAAACAGCAAGAGGGAUCCACCGAGCCUCAUCUUUACCCUUGGAUGGAGGUCACUGCUUUUACAGUGCGCUGCUGGGGCCCUCUGUCUUCCCAGAGGGCCCCUGCUCCAUCAAGGCCACAGACAAUCUUCUGAACACACUGGGAAACCUGGAUCUGGGCCAGGCUUGGAAGGUUUGGAAGCUCUGUUCCCAGAAGAGUUUUAACCACAAGUCAAAUAAAAGGACAAAUGGAUA
This is a messenger RNA of Nannospalax galili (Upper Galilee mountains blind mole rat), 2616 nucleotides long. It is a transcript of the gene Fam20a, whose product is annotated as FAM20A golgi associated secretory pathway pseudokinase. The record is from RefSeq and is a predicted model, not a curated record. Gene Ontology annotation, cellular component: Golgi apparatus. Bases 631 to 2256 code for a protein of 541 amino acids. Gene Ontology annotation, molecular function: protein serine/threonine kinase activator activity. NCBI's taxonomy places the organism in Eukaryota, Metazoa, Chordata, Mammalia, Rodentia, Spalacidae. The transcript has 11 exons.